Molecule: messenger RNA, 1191 nt
Organism: Penicillium samsonianum
Lineage: Eukaryota; Fungi; Ascomycota; Eurotiomycetes; Eurotiales; Aspergillaceae
Exons: 3
Coding region: 1-1191 (396 amino acids)
Molecular function (GO): O-methyltransferase activity
Source: RefSeq, a predicted model, not a curated record
AUGGCACCUUCAGACCUCGACACGCAAAUAGAUCAGCUUCGCCAAAAUAUUGCAACUUGGUCGGACUCUCAGAAGAAUGUGCAGACACGGCGAGAUCUGCGGGCGUCCGCCCUCGCACUGGCCGCAUCGUUGAGCACUCCCGAAGAUAUCUUUGCUGAUGCCUUUUACCAGCCGGCACUGGCAGUGGCCAUUCUAGUGGCUAUGGAGGCCCAAUGGCUUCAAUGCCUGUCUAAUAACGCUGCCCCGCUGUCGGCAUCCAAGCUGAGUGAGAAGACCAACUCGUCACGAGAGACCAUUGUUCGAUUCAUGCGCGUUCUGAGUGCACACCGAGUUGUUGAUGAGAAUGGUCCGGAGGAGUUUGUCGCCAACAGCACUACCCACUGGCUGACAACGCCGGCGGCACUGGCCGGAGCACAGCACCUGUUUCCUCCAACUGCUGAAGCUUGUCUCCGGCUUCCAAGCUGGUUUGCGAAACGCAAGUUUGCCGAGCCAACAUCCCUCGAAGACGGCCCCUUCUAUGCCACUUUCCAGAAGACAUUCUGGGACUCGCUGCGGGACGACCCAGCUAAACAUGCGGCUUUCAGUCUGUCAAUGGAAGGUGUCUACGAGGAGGAUGUUAUCAAGUCUGAUGCCAGAUUUAUUGGGCAAAGCCUUCAGCGUGCCGGUGCACUCAAUGACCCAGAUCAGGUUCUCUUGGUCGAUAUUGGGGGUGGCACAGGGCAUCUGCUGCGCACGUUUCGUGACAUUCACAGUGGAUUACCAGGAAAGCUCGUGCUGCAAGACCGUGCGAGCGUCAUCCAGACGGCUGAUCCAAAGGCGAUCGCGGGCAUUGAUCUAAUAGCUCACAACUUUUUCGACGCUCAACCAGUCAAACAUGCAAAAGCAUAUUCGCUUCGACAUGUUCUGCAUGACUGGAGCGAUGAAGAUUGCAAGAAAAUCCUUCGUAAUGUGUGUUCGGCGAUGCGAAACGGGUAUUCGAGGCUCUACAUCUUGGACAUCGUGCUCCCCGAGCAGGGCUGCAGUGCACCCUCGUCACUGCAGGACAUCAUGCUUCUUGCAACUUUCUGUGGAAAGGAAAGAAGCAGGAAGCAAUUUGAUGAGCUGCUUGCGUCGGUGGGAUUGCGAAUAACGCAGGUCUUUGUGGCCGAUCCAUCGAUGUCGGAGGGUAUCAUAGAAGCGGAGCUCAUUUAA